GAGAUACGUUUAGUUAUCCACACAGUAGGGCCCAAGGCUUCCUAUAAGCAUUGUACUUCGGAAAGAUUGCACUAAGCGUUACUGCCGUUUUCAUAUAUGCUGCGAACUCGUUCCAGCUGCUAGACCGUCAUUCAAACUAACCAAGAUACGUUUUGUGCUUUUUGAUUUAUCAGUGCCUUUUGGAGAGGCAGCAGGUGAGUGUAAACCAUUUCCAUGUUGCUAAUGAAAACGCUUCAAGGAUUUCUAAUAACAGAAUUCAGAAGGCAAUUGAGCUGUUGGGAAUCGUAGAAGAGAGCUCGCAGGGUAAAGAAAGCCGCGCAGUAAGCUGCUCCCUUGCUUGUACACACAACACUACCUCAGAGGCAUGGCUUCCUACAACUUUUCGUGCUACCAUUUCACUAAAUCGGUGCAAGAAGGCCAGAUAACAACUCCGAGGAUUAUUUCGUUAGCCCUCUUUAACAGUUUGACUCUCUUACCAACAAUGUUUCUGAAUGCUUUGAUUCUCAUCACCUUAUGGCGAACACCAGUACUUCACACACCUCAAAUGGCUCUUCUCGCGAAUAUAGCGCUGUCCGACCUCAUCGUCAGCAUCGUUGCUCAGCCGAUUACUAUAACACUUCUUGUUUUGGAUUUGAACCCAAGUGCCAGGCCAAAGGCUUAUUGUGCUAUCUCUAUGGCGCAACUAAUCGCUACAACACUUUUCGGGGGGGGUUCCCAUUUGGGCAUCACCGCAUUGACGGUUGAUCGAUUUCUGGCAUUAAACUAUCAUCUUAGAUAUCCUUCCAUCGUUUCAAUGCGAAGAGUUGUCAGUGUGGCUGUUAUAUUUUGGGGGGCUGCGGUGUUAACGUCAAUUUUGUGGAUCAUUUUUGGGAAAACAAUCUUCAAUAUUAGUGUGUGUGUCAUGAUGACGUUGUGUUUUGUUACGAUAGUGAGCUGUUUUUGGAAAAUUUACAAAAUAUUAAAAAGACAUAAGACACAAAUUAAUGCUGUGCAGGUAGAAACUGACAUCCCUAAUACCCAUUCGAUCAAAAAGUACAAGAAAUCAAUAACAAGUUCUUUGUAUAUAUACUUUACAUUUAUCCUAUGUUCCACACCAACAAUGGCUGUUCUGAUUUACGAAAGCCUCGUCGAAAAUAAGAAGUUAUCUCGAACACUUCUUAGAGUCGCCGUUACUAUUCUAUUUACAAACUCCCUUUUGAACCCUGGUAUUUAUAUGUGGAAGAUGAGAGACCUUCGGAUGGCCGUAAAACAAACAUUGCAUAAAAUGAGACAGUGGUUUGGUCCUAGAAGCACGGGACUGGAACAGAUGCGGGUUGCUUGGAAAACAUAACCAAAGCUAAACUUUUUAAAGUGCAAAAGGGGCAAAAGGACAACACAGAGUUUGUCAGCAUAAAUUUCAUACAUAAUAAAGCCCCACAAUUUUCUGUAUA
Messenger RNA from Nematostella vectensis (starlet sea anemone), 1430 nucleotides. Its product is annotated as melanocyte-stimulating hormone receptor. Gene Ontology annotation, cellular component: membrane. Bases 365 to 1330 code for a protein of 321 amino acids. Gene Ontology annotation, molecular function: G protein-coupled receptor activity. Gene Ontology annotation, biological process: G protein-coupled receptor signaling pathway. Lineage: Eukaryota; Metazoa; Cnidaria; Anthozoa; Actiniaria; Edwardsiidae. The transcript has a single exon. The record is from RefSeq and is a predicted model, not a curated record.